UACACACUCAAGCUUACAGCAGUUAGAGUGAGUUUCCCUUCGAGUCAAGUCGCGCUCGUUAAUAAGGUGCCAGUGAAACUGUAAUUGUAAUUCAACCGUCGUUCUACGGAGGAUAUCAGAAUGAGCAACGAACACUCCGAUCUUAAAUUUUCUCGAUCUUCUUCAAGCCUCGAUCAUAAUAACGUCUUGCUGAUGAAUCAGGGAUCAUUAGUCGCCGCAAAUGAAGAUCAUUCAGCUGACGUUGUGGCUUCACCAGUCCAUCCAAUAAUGGAUCCCAACGAGAAUCCGACUGAUAACUCGAUGACAGCAACAGCAUUGGUGCUUGGUUUGGGAUCAGCUGUGCUCUUUCUUUUGUUAGUGGUCUACGUCGUUGUGAAAGUUCAUUUUUGUAAAAAACAAACAUCGAAGAAAAAAAUGUCAACUCCAAGCCACGAGACAAUAAUAAAGAGUUCACCUCUUCCAACUGUUUCAUCUAUUAUUCAAAAUCAAAAUACAUUUUCCUUAAACAAUGACUCGACUUCACAUUCAGUUGACAAUGCAAAUCAGCAAUCAGGACUGGAUAUCUAUCGGAUUCACUCGUUAGGGUUCAGUAGCCAAUCUCCUCCUGAACCAACGCUAACGGAUAAUGCGACUCAGGCUCGUUUGACCGGAGCUAGAUUUUUGCCGGGAAAUUAACCAACGACAAUAUAAACGAACGUUUCAAGAUUAUGAUGACAACAAUUAAACAUGCAUUUUUAGUAAACGCUGUGUAAAUAGUUACAAUUUAUUUCCGUGUCGGUAAAAAUGGUUUACUAAUCUACUUCUAGUGCUAAGUACUAUGUUAAAGGGUUUGAAAGAAACGUUAUAUUUAAACAUAUGAGUACGGCUAAAUUUUGUAAUCUUAUCUUAUCAUUCUUAGAAGCAAAAAAUAGUUAUUUUUCCAUUAAUUAAUAGAAGUAGUUUUAAAACCUUAGUAAACAUUGCUAACGUUUCUAGUGUCCACUUCACAUUCAUUCAUUAUUCAUAAACGGAUUGGGGAAAAA
Molecule: messenger RNA, 1022 nt
Organism: Daphnia pulex (common water flea)
Lineage: Eukaryota; Metazoa; Arthropoda; Branchiopoda; Diplostraca; Daphniidae
Exons: 3
Coding region: 121-675 (184 amino acids)
Source: RefSeq, a predicted model, not a curated record